GUCUCGCGGAUUGAUCAAGGAUAUUGUUCAGGUUCAUAAAGCCGGUGGCUUUGAUAUAGUGAACUGGACAGCCAAUGACAGCAGAAUUCUUAAUUGUGUGAGUGACACGAUGAAAAGUUUGAAUGCGAAGGAUGAACCUGAAAGAAUUCUUGGCUUGUGGUGGGACUCUUCUGAAGAUGUCUUCACUUUCAAGACCACAUUCCAUCGCGUCGCAUCUGAUAUUCUGUCUGGAGAGAAGAUACCCACAAUGAGAGAAGUAUUACGGCUGGUAAUGUCAAUCUUCGAUCCAUUGGGAUUUUUGGCUAUGUUUUCGGUGAAAGGAAAGAUGAUUCUCCAAGAGAUUUGGCGUCAGAAAAUUGGAUGGGACGACAUCAUUUAUGGUGUGGCUUUGGAGCAGUGGCAAGCAUUCAUCAAGGAGCUAAAAAUGAUUGACACAGUGAAGAUACCGAGAUGUUAUUCUCCGAAACUUCCGGAAGCAACUUCAAUCCAGCUACACGUCUUUGGAGACGCCAGCGAGAGUGCCUAUGCAUCAGUUGCAUAUUUACGGAUUGAAAGUGAAAAUAGUGUUGAAGUGGCUUUUGUGUGUGCUAGAACUAAAGUUGCUCCAUUGAAAGCUACCAGUAUCCCAAGACUUGAGUUACAAGCUGCAGUGCUUAGUGCGCGAGUUAGCGUUGCGGUAAAAUCAUCUUUGGAUCUUGAAUUUGAUCGAGUGGUUUUGUGGACGGAUUCCCUAACGGUGAUGGGGUGGAUCAAAAGUGAUUCUCGUAGAUACAAGCAGUUUGUUGGACACAGAAUAAGUGAAAUUGACCAACUGACAGAGAUUCAUCAAUGGAGAUGGAUUUCGACUACACAGAAUCCAGCUGAUUUGGCCACGCGUAGAAAGCCGUGUGAUUUCAGUGCGUCCUCUAAAUGGUUCACUGGGCGCCCUUCCUGAAAUUGGAGGAGGAACAAUGGCCUCAAGAUGAUAAAAAACAAAAAGUUGCAGACAAUGGAGACAUUGAGGUGUUUCAAGUGUUAGUGAACGUUGAAAGGUUUAUUGGAAAUCGUCUGAUUCCAGAGAUGAGUCGUUUUUCCCGCUGGAAUCGACUUGUCAGAGCGACUGCUCAAGUGAAAAAUUGUGCGCAGUUUUGGUUGGAAAAGUGGCGUAAAGCGAAAGAAAAUCUAAAAACAAGUGAAUUACCCGGACUCAAAGUGAGUGAUUUGAUAGAAGCAGAAAAAGUGUUGCUUCAGGAAAUACAGUCAGUGUACAGAAGAGAAAUACAGUGUCUCCAAGAGGGAAAAGUAAUUCCCAAAGAAAGUGAUUUGUAUCAUUUGACGCCGUUCAUGGAUUCUGAUGGAUUAUUGAAAAUGAGAUCACGUUUGCAAAAUAGUGAAGUGCGAGUAAAGUGCCCCAUUAUUCUUCCGCCGAAGCACGUGGGGACAAAGUUGAUUAUUAGUGAUUUUCAUGUUCGGAAUCAUCACCAAGGACGAGAACAAGUUGUAAACAACGUUCGUGAAAGAUUUUAUAUUCCAAGAGUGAGAGUGGCAGUCAAGAGGGCUUGGCAUGAGUGUCAAAUUUGCAAAAACAAACGCGCCCAACCUUUGAUUCCUGAAAUGGCCGUGCUUCCAUCCGCAAGAGUUAAUGAUUCAGUGUAUCCCUUUGUAAAGAGUGGAAUGGAUUAUUUUGGACCAUUAGAAGUGAAGGUGGGUCGUCGUGUGGAGAAAAGAUGGGGAGUAAUCUUCACUUGCCUAGCGACUCGUGCUGUGCACUUGGAAGUCGCACACUCCCUGACGACAGACAGUGCCAUCAUGGCAAUUAGACGUUUCAUGAAUCGACGCGGAUCUAUAACUGAUAUGUUCUGUGAUAAUGGAACAAAUCUUCGAGGAGCUGAUAACGAAUUUCGACGACUUUAUGCAGCCGUAGAUGAAAAGAAGAUUCAGGAAACCUUCUCCGAAAAGCGUGUGGAAUUUCACUUUAAUCCACCAGCCGCACCACAUAUGGGCGGUGUUUGGGAAAGACUUGUCCGUUCCGUCAAAGUUGUAUUGAAAGAGGUCAUGAGGACACGGCAUCCCACUGAUGAGGAGUUGCACACAUUCUUUAUUGAAGUGGAGUAUAUUCUAAAUAACCGGCCUUUAACUUAUGUGUCGAUUGAUCCUGAUGACGAGACUGCCAUCACUCCCAAUCAUUUCUUGAUUGGAAGAUCUGGAGAGAACCGACCGAUUGGGACCUUUGAUGACAGCGAUUUGUUCCUCCGCAAAGCAUGGAGACGAGCUCAGUAUUACGCAGACCAUUUUUGGCGUAGAUGGAUGCGUGAGUACCUUCCCGAGUUGACAAGACGAACUAAGUGGUAUUCUACCACUAAAACUAUCAAGAUUGGAGAUGUCGUUGUUGUGUGUGAUGAACAGUUACCUCGCAACCAGUGGCCCUUGGGUCGAGUGGAAGAAGUAUUUCCUGCCCCUGAUGGGAAAAUUCGUUCAGCGAUGGUAAGAACUCGUUAUGGCCUAUACAAGAGACCAGUUGCAAAGCUUGCUGUGCUGGACGUGGAGUAGGUGGGUGCAGGAGCACCAGAGGGGAAAAUGUUGGAAACGCGAGCGCUAACUGGCGGAAAUAUUUGAAGAUUUAUUAUGUAAGCCCUUCCGGCACAUUUGUCAGUCUUUUUGUAGAAAGCGUGGCGUGACGUGCAUUUGUGAAUUUUCAUAGGAAAAGAAUUUGCAUUUGGCUGAACUCCUUGGGAGACGAUCAAGCUGAGUCCUGAGUCAGGAAAAAGAGUUAUAUAACUUGGUUGUAAACUUUCAAAAAGCUUGAGGUUGGUGGAAGCAAACGGAGGCCGUUUGAGAUUAAAGGACCACCAACAUUCAUUCAUUCAUUUGUAAUCAGCCAUUUAGUCAUCGCCAAAGUAAUCAAGUCCUUGCAGUCCGCCACGGGGAAAUUGAGUUAAUAAAAAUAAAUACAGUCCA
Messenger RNA from Phlebotomus papatasi, 2937 nucleotides. RefSeq lists its product as uncharacterized. NCBI's taxonomy places the organism in Eukaryota, Metazoa, Arthropoda, Insecta, Diptera, Psychodidae. Gene Ontology annotation, biological process: DNA integration. The transcript is spliced from 4 exons. Bases 910 to 2529 code for a protein of 539 amino acids. The record is from RefSeq and is a predicted model, not a curated record. Gene Ontology annotation, molecular function: nucleic acid binding.